AUGAAAGAUAACGAACGCUUCAACGAGAAGACAGAGUUGGGCGCCACUCCGUUGAUGCUCGCGGCCAAAAACAAAGACCUGAAAAGCUGCGUGGCGCUCGUGGAAAAAGGCCAAGACCCGGAAGCGACCACAGAUUUGGGCGUAUCGCUUCUUCACUUCGCGGCCGUGAAUAAGAGGCAUGGACUGGAAAUUAUUUCGCACUUCCUGGGCCAUGGACUCGAUUUAUCAGAAGCAAAGGACGUUGACGGCGAGGAGCCAGUCCUUUACGCCAUCAGGACAGGAGACUUUAGCCUCGCCAGGAAUAUUUUGAAGCUUCAUAAUGGGGAAACAAACCUGUUGCUCUUCUUUGUUGCCCAAAACAAUUUAAAAAUCGUCAAAAUUAUUCACGCAGACGACCCUGAAUUGAUCAAACAUCAAGAUGCAAAAGGUAAUAGUGCCCUCCACCUUGCGGCCGAGUUUGCGGACCUGAAAAUGUGUGAGUGGAUCGUCAAACAAGGCGUCGACGUAAGAUCUGUGAACGCACUCAAAAUGACUGCACUGCACUGCGCUAUGCUGAACGUUAAUUAUGGGAGAGAAAUUGUCAGGUACUUGGUCGUCCGUUUCAAAUUGGCCAUUUACGCCAAAAACAGUUUGAGCGAGACGCCCCUGCACCUGGCCCUUUCGACUGGAAACCUUGAAUUGGCGCAGCAGUUACUGAACUUUGGAGUCAAAGUAAAGAGGUGCGGCAAGAACCUUUUGCACUACUGCGUCAAAAGAAAUAAGCUAAAAGGCGCAAGGUUUGUGCAAAGUAGGAACAAAUCUCUGAUAAAACAUCGCGACUCCAAUGGCGAAAACGCUCUUCACAUCGCAGCUGAGUCCGCGGACAUGGCAAUGUGCCACUGGCUAAUUGAGCAGGGCGUCGACGCCAAGACUUUGGUCCGAGUGAGGAAAUCCUCGGCUCUCCAUUACGUCGGCUGCAACAUAUUCUACGGAAAACAACUCGUCGCUUUCUUCGUCGGCUUGGGGUUGGAUUUGAACAAAAUGGACAAGUUUCUCUACACCCCUCUUCACGUCGCUCUGAUUAACCAAAAUAUUGAGGUCGCUGAGGAGAUGGUCAAAUUCGGUGCCGACUUUAGAGUAAAAUCUGGCCACUUCAAUCUGCUGCACUAUUCUGUAAUUGGCAAUGAAUUAAAAAGCGUCCAAUUUUUGCAUUCCAAGGACCCAGAACUGGUGAAGGAGCUGACACUAUUGAGGGAAAACGCUCUUCACCUGGCCGCGAAGCACGCGGACAGAGAAAUGUGCAAAUUUCUGUGCGAAGAGGCGGGCGUCAAUCCUUUCAGCUCGAAUGAGAUGAACAACAAUGUGUUGCACCUCGCCGCGGCCAACGAAAAACACGGGGCGGAACUCGUAGAGUACUUUGCCACCGAGAAAGGGGUGGACGUGCAUCAAAGAAAUGUAUCUCUCGAGACCCCUCUGCACCAUGCUCUUGACCGAGAAAAUCUGGGCGUCGCUGAGGCGUUGCUCCGGGCAGGCGCCAGCAUUAAUGCCUUAUUGGCUCAUGACAGCCUCCUGCACUUUUGCGUUAGUAGAAACAAAUUGCAAAGCGUUAGGUUUGUCCUCGAGAAGAAUAAAGACAUGAUCAACGCAAUUGGCAAUUACGGAAUGACCGCUUUGCACGUUGCGGCAAAGUUGGGUCACCUCGAUUUAUGCGAGUUUUUGGUGGAGCAGGGAAUUGACUUGAACGCAGAAGAUGCGUUUAACAACAUGGCGCUAACCUACGUCCCGUUUUAUUAA
Molecule: messenger RNA, 1773 nt
Organism: Cloeon dipterum
Lineage: Eukaryota; Metazoa; Arthropoda; Insecta; Ephemeroptera; Baetidae
Product: putative ankyrin repeat protein RF_0381
Exons: 1
Coding region: 1-1773 (590 amino acids)
Molecular function (GO): protein binding
Source: RefSeq, a predicted model, not a curated record